Molecule: messenger RNA, 767 nt
Organism: Gracilinanus agilis (Agile Gracile Mouse Opossum)
Lineage: Eukaryota; Metazoa; Chordata; Mammalia; Didelphimorphia; Didelphidae
Gene: UCMA
Product: upper zone of growth plate and cartilage matrix associated
Exons: 5
Coding region: 1-414 (137 amino acids)
Biological process (GO): embryonic skeletal system development; regulation of osteoblast differentiation
Cellular component (GO): extracellular matrix
Source: RefSeq, a predicted model, not a curated record
AUGAUUUGGAAGCAGAUUCUUUUCCUCUCUUGCCUUACCACAUUGGUGCUUUUAGCUAUUCUUGAGGCUGGGGAAGGGGCAGCUGUGGGCUCUAAGCAAGAAGCUGGAGAAGAGGACAAAGAAAAUUUGAAAAAGAUCUUCCUCCAGGAAUCAGAUGCUUCUAAUUUCUUCAAAAAGCGUGCCAAGAGAUCCCUGAAAUCACGGGAUGAGCUGAAUGCCGAGAACAGACAACAACUGCGAGCAGAUGAACAUCGGCGAGAGUAUUACGAGGAGCAAAGGAAUGAGUUUGAGAACUUUGUGGAGGAGCAGAAUGAUGAACAAGAGGAGCGCAGCCGGGAACAGAUUGAGCAAUGGCGUCAGUGGCACUACGACGGCCUUUACCCGCCGUACCUCUACAACCGCCACCGCAUCUAACCUCGAGCUGGCAGCAGACUCCUCCGGAAGUCCGAAAGGACACUUAGAAUUGCUGCUUACGCACACACACACACGGACACACAGACGCACCCGGGGACACGCCGGCUGAGAGAUAUUGAUGGGGAGGAGCUGUCAGCAUCUCGGCGUGGUACCCAGUGUCCCCCGCGGCCUUGGAAAGUCCCCCCCCCCCUUGGUUGCUUAGCAAGGCCGGGGCUUUCACUCCUUUUUUUUUUUUCUCCAGAGGCUUCCUUUUUUAUGUGACCUGGAGAGUCCAGAAGCCAAAGGAAUCCAAUAGAGCAGGCCAGACUCCCAGUCCUUUCUGCCUGCUUUGUUCUUCAAAGCUGGAUGGCUGA